UUAUUAUCAAAGGAUUGAUUAACAAAUCACUGAUACCAUGGCUGGGAAGCAAGGAAAAGAUUUAGCAUUGUCUAUGUUAAGAGUGUUACCUAGACUGUCAUUAGCGAAUAUCCGAGAUAAUCCUGACGCGAGAAAACCACCAAAACGUGGCAGAGGUCAACAUGGUGGUAAUAAGCAUGGUGCUGGUAACAAGGGCUCUGGUCAAAGGCAGAAUUAUAUGCGAGUGGGUUAUGAAACUGGAAAUACCCCAUUUUAUUUGAGGUUUGGCUAUGAGCCUUAUUAUAAAGGACAUCACUUGAAACGAGAAUAUCCACCACUUUCUUUACAAAAACUGCAGAUGUUAAUUGACACAAAUCGGUUGGAUAUCAGUAAACCAGUAGAUCUCACAUCAUUGAUAAACACUGGUAUAUACCAAAUAAAUGUGCAUUGGAAACAUGCCGGAGUUCAUUUGACUGAUGAGGGAGCACAUUGCUUUAAAGCAAAACUAAACAUAGAGGUGCAGUGGGCGAGUGAGCCUGUGAUUGCUGCAAUUGAAAGAAAUGGUGGUGUAAUUACAACUGCAUACUACGACACACAUUGCCUUCACGCCAUGUGUGAUACAGAACAGUUUUUCAAAAGAGGUGAACCGAUACCACGUAGGUUAUUGCCGCCCACGGAUUGCUUGGAAUAUUAUUCCAGCGCCGCUACGAGAGGAUACCUGGCCGAUCCCGAGAAGAUUUCUCAGGAACGGCUGGUGCUGGCGCAAAAGUAUGGCUACGAGUUACCGAAAAUUGAGGAUGAUCCCUAUUACGAGAUGUUGUGCGAGCGCAAGGAUCCGCGGCAAUUGUUUUAUGGUCUGGAACCAGGCUGGGUGAUCAGUCUUAAGGAUAAAGUGAUACUGAAACCAAAGGCCGAGUAUUUGAAGGAAUUCUAUGCGAGCUGAAACAAAACACGAAAAUGUAUAGAAAUAAUGUCAAUAAAUUAGAUACAAUAAGUUACAUUUA
Molecule: messenger RNA, 983 nt
Organism: Monomorium pharaonis (pharaoh ant)
Lineage: Eukaryota; Metazoa; Arthropoda; Insecta; Hymenoptera; Formicidae
Gene: mRpL15
Product: 39S ribosomal protein L15, mitochondrial
Exons: 5
Coding region: 38-922 (294 amino acids)
Biological process (GO): translation
Cellular component (GO): mitochondrial large ribosomal subunit
Molecular function (GO): structural constituent of ribosome
Source: RefSeq, a predicted model, not a curated record